This is a messenger RNA of Aspergillus pseudoviridinutans, 777 nucleotides long. RefSeq names its product DUF4112 domain-containing protein. The coding region runs from base 1 to 777 and encodes 258 amino acids. The transcript is spliced from 3 exons. The record is from RefSeq and is a predicted model, not a curated record. Lineage: Eukaryota; Fungi; Ascomycota; Eurotiomycetes; Eurotiales; Aspergillaceae.
AUGUCGAGUGCUCUGGCCUCUUUCGUUGGAAAGAGAAUUUUAGCGGAAUCGGCGAGGAACCAUUUCGGCCAAGAGGAUCCCUACUUCGAAGAAGUUCCGGCUUCGCGACUCUACCGAGCCUUCGGCAAGAAGACAAAGAGGAGACGGAAAGCAAUCCCUCCUGGACUCUCUGAGAAUGAUCAGAGAGUCCUCACCCGGGUGAAACGCAGGGCGUACAGACUAGACUACUGCCUAUUCAAUCUCUGCGGCAUUCGCUUUGGCUGGGGCAGUGUCAUUGCGCUGAUCCCAUUUCUCGGCGACGUUGGCGAUACGGCACUCGCCAUGAUGGUCGUAAGGAACUGCGAGGAGAUUGAUGGGGGUUUACCAGCACGGCUCAGGAUGAUGAUGAUGAUCAAUGUGCUGAUCGACUUCGUUAUCGGUCUGGUCCCAUUCGUAGGGGACCUCGCGGACGCUAUGUACAAGUGCAACUCAAGAAACGCUGUCAUCCUAGAGAAGCACUUGCGAGAAAAGGGAGUGAAGGCGCUUAAGGCGCAAAGUCGAACUUCAGAAGGGGCCGUUGAUGCCAGCCUGCCGGAGGAAUUCGACAGAUUUGACCAGAGUGCCUUGGACGAGCCGCCUAGAUACGAGAGUCAGGCACAAGCGGGACCUGCUAGACCUGAGCCAGCCAGGAAUCCGCAGAGAGACCGGUCGCAGAAGGGGUGGUUUCGUAAAUCAUCCAAUCGUGCAGGUGACUUAGAGGCUGGAGCCGGUGACAACCCAAAGUCCCGUGGUCGAUGA